Messenger RNA from Mangifera indica (mango), 797 nucleotides. RefSeq lists its product as uncharacterized. The transcript is spliced from 2 exons. The coding region runs from base 149 to 661 and encodes 170 amino acids. Lineage: Eukaryota; Viridiplantae; Streptophyta; Magnoliopsida; Sapindales; Anacardiaceae. The record is from RefSeq and is a predicted model, not a curated record.
UUUAUGGAUUUUCCUUUUUGUAACUCAAAAAUGAAAGAGGAUAAUGAAUGAGAAAUGAGCUUUGAUCACUUCCAAAGUACAAACAAGUUUGCUCUACACUAAAAUUUCUGCUCCUCAUUUCUUGCACAGAAUCAAUUAAAACUAAGACAUGUCUAAAAUGUCUUCUUCUAAAUUUACAAACCCUAAAGUUUUCAUAUCUUCUUCAAAACUCUUCCCCCCUUCGAAGUUUUCUUCUUUUUUAACUUCACGCCCUCCUCUUUUCUCCAAAUCCCCAUCACGUUUCAACCCAAUUUCUGACUCUCCCAGAAAAGCUCUGACCUUGGUUUUGUCCAAGCCGUUUGAAGCUGAGGAAGAGCUGUCCUCCACAGAAGAUGAGUGGCUCAAGAGACUCCCAGAUGAGUCUAAGCCUUUAUAUUCUCACAGCUUGCCUUGCAUUGAAGCUUGGCUCAGAAAUUUGGGGUUUUAUCAGAGUAAAGAUAACCGGGCUGUUUGGUUGAUUGAAAAAACUGAUUGGCAUGCUCAGUUGUCGCUUGAUGUCACUGACCUCUGCAUAAGGUACUUGAAGAGUGGACCUGGGAACCUGGAAAAAGAUGUGGAGAGAAGAUUCAGUUAUGCAUUGAGUAGAGAAGAUAUUGAGAAUGCCAUACUUGGAGGACCAUGAGCAAUUCAGCUUCAGCUUGGUCUUAUUAGCAAUGUUUAUCUAGAAUAUCCAAAACCAGAAAGAAAUGCAAUUACAAAUGCUGUUGUAACACCCCAGAUUCUAAACUCGCUCGAAAAUAUAAAACUCAUUUAAUCUA